Messenger RNA from Merops nubicus (carmine bee-eater), 2205 nucleotides. RefSeq names its product chromosome unknown open reading frame, human C2orf44 (gene WDCP). The transcript is spliced from 3 exons. NCBI's taxonomy places the organism in Eukaryota, Metazoa, Chordata, Aves, Coraciiformes, Meropidae. The record is from RefSeq and is a predicted model, not a curated record. Gene Ontology annotation, molecular function: kinase binding. The coding region runs from base 1 to 2205 and encodes 734 amino acids.
AUGGAGCUGGGAAAGGCAAAGCUGCUGAGAACCGGCCUCAACGCUCUGUAUCAGGCCAUCCACCCCAUGCAUGGGAUUGCCUGGACAGAUGGGAAGCAAGUGAUGCUGACCGCUUUAUACUAUCACAACGGAGAGCUGAAGUUUGGAGACUCCAGUGUUGUUGGUCAGUUUGAGCAUGUUCAUGGGCUUUACUGGGGCCCGUGUUGCGCCACAAACAUCCCAGCUCUGCUCGCUGUUCAGCACAAGAAGCACGUCAGCAUCUGGCAGCUGGGCUACAGCAGCUCAGGGAAGAACAAACCCCUGAUUUCUCAGACCUGUGAAGUCGGUGAGCCGUUGCCACUGCUUUCUCAGGGCUGUGUCUGGCACCCAAAGAAGGAAGUCUUGGCUGUGCUUACAAAGAGAGAUGCUUCGGUCUUGCAUGCUGUCCGUACUGACAACACUAGAGUUAAGGUUGAUAUCAAAAGCAGUGGAGUUAUCCACUGUGCUUGCUGGACCAAGGACGGUAAUCGCUUAGUAGUUGCCAUAGGCAGUGCCCUGCAUUCCUACAUAUGGGAUGAUGCUCAGAAAACUCUACAUAGCUGCUCCUUUUGCCCAGUGUUUGAUGUGGGAGGUUAUAUCUGUGCUAUAGAGGCCACACUGGAUUUCCAAAUUGCCGUGGCUACUGAGUUGCCUUUAGAUAGUAUCUGUGGUUUGAAUGCGGGCAUUGCAUUUGAUAUGCCAUCUAGUACAGAAACUGGUUCUUUCAGCUCACAGUCUGCUUCAGGGUUUGGUGAUGAGGAAUACUCCAUGGACCUUCGCAGGAAAUCCACAGAUUCAGACAGAUCAGCUGUCGAUUCCAUUGCUUCUUCUUCAUCAGGUCCUGUGGAUUUAACCCAUAUCCUUGCAAACCACCGUCGGUCAGAUCCUGGCCCUCUUAUUACUGUGAGACGCAAAGAUUCUGCAGCAGCAAAUGGGCAAGAUUCUUCUCACCUCAUCUUGGUGACUUUUGAGAGAAAGGUAACCACCACCAGAAAAGUCACCAUCCCAGGUAUUCUAGUUCCUGAUAUAAUGGCUUUUGACUUUAGAGCUCAGAUUGUGGCAGUAGCCUCUAAUACUUCUAACAUUGUUUUGGUGUAUUCAGUAACCUCUUCCUGCAUGCCUCAUAUUCAACAAAUCCAGCUGGAAAAAAAUGAAAGGCCAAAGGGCUUAUGCUUUUUGACAGAUAAACUCCUAUUGAUUCUGAUUGGCAAGCAAAAGUUCCCUGAGCCUACCCUCAUUCCAUCUUCAAGUUCAGACAGGUAUGUAAUGCGUCUGAUGAUCAAAGAAUUGAUGGUGGGAGAAGAUUCUUCAGCAUUGCCUGAGACUAAGCAGAAUACGUUUUACAGCUUUGAAUCCUCUGUUAAUAUACCUGGGAAAAGAAAGUUCUUCGAAAAUCUUGCUACAGAAGACCCCCCUCAAAGCAGGGAGCUGUUAAUCCCAAGAAGCACAACUAUUCAAUCUCCCAGUGGCAGGAGGAGACUCAUCGAAGAAGUAAAGAGCCCUAGCUAUGAGCAGAGCUCUUCAUCAAGUGUGAGUGACUUAGAUGAAAAAAGGCUCCCAGGUGACUCAUCGGUGGCCUUGGAAACAUUGGAUGCUGAACCUACCAAUCGUUCAGUGUCUCUUCCUGGUUUUGGCACACCUGCCAGGCUUUCCAGCAGACCAACUUCCCCUAAAGUGCAGUUCAGUGUGGUCCAAGAAACAUCGAGUACUAAAAACAACAAUUUGCCAAGUGAAAGAGGAAUGAGUCACAUAUCUAGAAAUCUAGAGAGACUUUGUGGCAGCUUCAAUGAGCUACAGCUGAGUCUUUCUGAAGUGACUGACUUCGCCAAAAAUGGGAGGAGGAUAUCUUUAGCCUAUCCUUGUUCACAGGAACCACCUGUUGUUCAUAUCACUUAUCAGAAAAGUUUUUCAAAUGGAUCAGUUACUGAAGAAACAAAAGAUGUUCUCCUCUGUGAUGGCAAGAUCCAUCUGAACUUAGUCCAGCAGCUGUUUGAUCUGCCCGUUAUUGAAAUGAAACAUGGCUCUUCUUGGAUUGUCCUGACUGCAGACAAGGACGGCUUUGUGCCAUUAAUAUUCAAAGCAACACAAGAGAUAAUCAUAAGGGAUGGAACUGACAGUUCAGAAGUCUGCGGAGGUCACUCCUACAAAAGAAGCAUUUCAGUGCGACCCCCGAGCAGGGUGACAUAA